Aphis gossypii (cotton aphid) is the source of this 609-nucleotide messenger RNA. RefSeq lists its product as uncharacterized. Lineage: Eukaryota; Metazoa; Arthropoda; Insecta; Hemiptera; Aphididae. The record is from RefSeq and is a predicted model, not a curated record. The coding region runs from base 1 to 504 and encodes 167 amino acids. The transcript has a single exon.
AUGAAACAUGUAUUCAAACAAAUUCAAAAUCCUAAUAAUCAUAUUCGUGGUGUUGAUUGUACAUUUAUGGAUGUUGAAUUUGUAAAUGAAAUCUGUAUGGGAUUUGAGACACGUUGGUAUUUUAAAUAUAAAAUGUGCAAUAAGGAAACUGUAUUAACUUCGGAAAGUCGAGAUCUUAGUUAUAUUCCAAUAAACAAGGCUGCUGUAAAUGGAACUAUCGCAAUCGGUAUAGGAUAUAUUCAAUUAGCAGAAUUAUCAGCGAGUUUAGAUAUCCCAUGUAUGUCUCCUACAACAUUCAUGAGUUAUAAUAAUGUGUUAAGUAAACAUGUAAAAGAUUCUGCAUGGGACGCUAUGAAGCUGGCUGGUAUUGAGGAAAAACGCUUAGCAAUUGAAGCUGGUGACGUAGAUAAAGAUGGUACUCCUAUGUGUCUUGUGAUAGCUGAUGGCCAAUGGAGUAAACGCAGUUACAAAACCAAAUAUGAUGCGUUAUCAGGAGCGGUAUAAAUAUUUACCAUUUCAUUCCGUUGUCUAAUUUUGAAUAAUUUAAUGUUGAAUAAAAUGUCUUAAAAAACAAUGUUAUAGGCUACAAUUAUUGGUUACCGAAGUAAA